This is a messenger RNA of Tachyglossus aculeatus (Australian echidna), 3139 nucleotides long. RefSeq names its product ATPase H+ transporting V0 subunit d1 (gene ATP6V0D1). The transcript has 11 exons. The record is from RefSeq and is a predicted model, not a curated record. Gene Ontology annotation, cellular component: early endosome; lysosomal membrane; plasma membrane proton-transporting V-type ATPase complex. The coding region runs from base 200 to 1603 and encodes 467 amino acids. Gene Ontology annotation, molecular function: proton-transporting ATPase activity, rotational mechanism. Gene Ontology annotation, biological process: vacuolar transport; proton transmembrane transport; vacuolar acidification. Lineage: Eukaryota; Metazoa; Chordata; Mammalia; Monotremata; Tachyglossidae.
CGUUGUACUCUCCCAAGUGCUUAGUACAGUGCUAUGCACACAGUGAGCGCUCAAUAAAUACGAUUGAUUACACUGCUUCCUGUACUGACCUUGUCCUUACUCCCCCCUUUAUUUUGUAAAUUGCUUUUGACCACCUUCACCCAUUAGACUGUAAGCCCUUUGAGGACAGGGAUCAUGUGUCUUGUUUCUGUUGCACAAAAUGUGUUUGAAAUGGAGUGUUAUGAUGACUUUUGCUCUGGACACCCAGUUUGAGCUUUCCUUUGGGCGUGAACCACUCCUGGCCCUGGCACCGGAACCCGCUUCCCCAAGAAUGAACACAUACAAAGAUGCCACCUCACAGGUGGCCCAGGUUUUUGGGCCACGGGCCUGUCUGCAGUCGUAUUCAUUUGAGCUCCCCUGCACUGUGCCAGGCGUUUCAAGUGUUUCCAUGAGCCCAUGGGCUGAGGCGAUGGUCAAACAGCCACUGGCUGGGUUCUCAGGCUUGAAGUUUUCUACGGGACCGAGGCUGAUCCAUCAUUUUCAACAGGAGCCACUUCAUCAUCGUCACUCUCCCGAGCGCCUUGUACAGUGCUGUCUGCAGCAAGGACAAGGGGAGCAGUGGUCCAAGGGAGCAGGAGAGACCUCAGGACCUCCAGAUGCCUCACAGCCAGAGCUUCCUAGCUGCUCCAAAGUAUCUGACCUAAAGCUGCACCUGCAGAGCACGGAUUACGGGAACUUCCUGGCCAAUGAGGCUUCGCCGCUCACAGUUUCUGUCAUUGAUGACAAGCUGAAAGAGAAAAUGGUGGUGGAGUUCCGGCACAUGCGGAACCAUGCUUAUGAGCCGCUGGCCAGUUUCCUGGACUUCAUCACGUACAGUUAUAUGAUCGACAACGUCAUCCUGCUCAUCACAGGCACCCUGCACCAGCGCUCCAUUGCUGAGCUUGUGCCCAAGUGCCACCCUCUGGGCAGCUUUGAGCAGAUGGAGGCGGUGAACAUUGCCCAGACACCAGCUGAGCUCUACAAUGCCAUUCUAGUGGACACUCCUCUUGCCGCGUUUUUCCAAGACUGCAUAUCGGAGCAGGAUCUGGACGAGAUGAAUAUUGAGAUCAUCCGAAACACUCUGUAUAAGGCGUACCUGGAAUCCUUCUACAAGUUCUGUACCAUCCUGGGAGGCACCACCGCUGAUGCCAUGUGUCCCAUCCUGGAGUUCGAAGCAGACCGACGUGCUUUCAUCAUCACCAUCAACUCAUUCGGCACGGAGCUGUCCAAGGAGGACCGGGCUAAGUUGUUCCCACACUGUGGGAAGCUCUACCCCGAGGGCCUGGCCCAGCUGGCCCGGGCUGACGACUAUGAGCAGGUCAAGACUGUAGCCGACUACUACCCGGAAUACAAGCUGCUGUUUGAAGGAGCUGGCAGUAACCCUGGAGACAAGACCCUUGAGGACAGAUUCUUUGAACACGAGGUGAAGCUCAACAAGCUGGCCUUCCUGAACCAGUUCCACUUCGGCGUCUUCUAUGCGUUCGUCAAGCUGAAGGAGCAGGAGUGUCGCAACAUUGUCUGGAUUGCUGAAUGCAUCGCUCAGCGGCACCGCGCCAAGAUUGACAACUACAUCCCCAUCUUCUAGCUUGCCCCAGAUCCCCUCCUCCCCACCGCCCCCCCCCCCAACCCUCCCACUGUGUGCUCAGUCUCUGAGCCUCCACCCCCAUCCCUGCCUCUGCCCGCAGUUCCCUUGGAGAGCAGGGUGGUGAGGGUCUUGCCAGGGCUGGGGGGCUGAGAGGUCCGGGCGUAGUCUGGCCGGGGAAUAAACAGGCUGGCUCGGGACCCGGCCCUGCCCGUCUGUGCGUUGAGUGGUAACUGUCACUGUAAUGAUCUGCUCCGUGUGCCCUCCCACUGGUGCAACCCGCUCACCGGCUCCCUGCUCCAACUUGCUCCAUCUAAGCCCAGGCUUCAGGGAUCUAGGGAAAGUUGGGGCAGGGGGGAUGGGGCCCAGGGGGCCUGACUCCUCCCUCUCCCCCAUCCCUAAGUAGCCUUGUGGCAGUGGUCCUGCUUGUCUGUGUUGUUGCCCCAUCCUCUCCAGCCCCACUGGGGGAGAGGGGUCUGUCACCUUGUGGCUGCCCAAAGCCAUGGCCCUGUUGUUUACAGCUAUUUAACGUCCGCCAAGUGUAUGGUCACUGUUUCUCCUCCCCUCCGCCCCCUUCCACCCCAGAGUGGGAACAGGAAUGCUGGGCCAGGCUCUGCCCCCACCCAGGUGCUCCUGUUCCUGGGCUGUGACCCUUCCCUCCAACCCCUUUCCCCCACCAAAGCCCCAGCUCACCUGCCACCCUGCCCACCCCUCUCUACUUCUCUUAGGUCUGAGGGUAUAGGGCAGGCGUGGCCAUUGAAGCUGCUGCCCCUCACCUGCCUCGGGCCCUGUCCCAGCUGUGGCGGGGUUUGGUGGGGAGAGGAUGUGCUGAGAGAAUUGCCGUUUCUGUCCCCACUGAUCAGUGUGUUUGGGCACAGCUCCCCCUUCUCACCCCAGCCAAGCUUCCCCCAGCCUCAGCACCAGGUAGCCCUUCGCCCCUUCACUCCUCCAAGCAGGCACAGCGGCUCCCCAGCUCUGGCUGGGCUCGGGGCAGUCGGUGUCCUAUUAUAGUCCAGACCUGUUUCUGCCAGGCUGGAGAGACCCGUGAAUGUGGAAGAAGCCGUCGAUACCCAGGGUAACCUGUGAGAGGGGCCUUGGAUUACCCUACUCCCCAUCCUCCCCUGCCCCUUCCCCCAGCCCUGGUGGGGGAAGCUUCCCUUGCCUGCACAGACUGGGAUUCACAUUCUCAUGAGAACCUGCAGACCAGUCACAGGCUGAGUCCCCCCACCCCUCCCCUUGCCACUUCCCUUUGGCUUGCUCUGGGCACCAGAGUUGGACUCCCAGAAGAGGUCCUGGGAGCAUGAGCCAGGCUGGAUGAUAGUGGGUGUAGAAGUGUGGGGCCCUUCCUUCCUCUGAUUCUCCAGGUUCUACCACCCACCUCUCCCUGCUAGAGCGAGGUAGGUGGGAUGGAUGGGCAGAGGAGGCCUUCAUCUCCCCUCACACUCACAUAUUCCUUUUCUUUUUUCACAAAGUCUGAAUACCUUGUUGGGUUGUGCCCCCCUUUCCCUCCUAUCAAUAAAGUGCCCUCCUGUGAACCCA